CGGUUACUAGGAGACGGAGGACGCGGCGAAGGGAAAAACCAUGGAAACGGCACUCUCGGAGACGAAGGCUCACACCUCGGUGCCGGUGCAGAUCACGGUUCUCCGAGCACGCGACCUGAAAGGAGCAAAGAGCGACUCGCCGGUGACGUACGUGAGGUCGGAGUUUAACAAUGUGCUUCUCGGGGACUCUCCGAAACUGGAAGCCGCUGCGAGCCAACCCACGGAGUACGACUUCACCGCCAGUUUUGAUAUCGGCCCUGACGGCCCUCACGGUCUGGACGACGUGGCACAGAAACCAGUUCUGCUAACUGUGUUCGAGGUCUUACCCAAGGAGAAGAAGCAGAAAGAAGAGAAGAUGGCGGUUCUGGGCCAGGCGGCGGUGGAUCUGCUUCCAUUACUGAAAGGCUGCUGCAGUUACAAGGUUACCCUCCCUCUGCAUCCUGUGACCGGCGCACCUCCGGAGACCGCUCACCCCGAACACAAGCCCAGCUUGGAGGUGGCAGUCUCCGUCCCCGAGCCUCUGCUCUCCGAGGGGCAGAUCAGCGAUGGGAAUCAGCUGACGGUGACCGUGGAAGCGGCUUAUUCCGUCCCGGAAUCGUGGAACACCACAGGCCCUCAGUAUAACUACGCGGUUGGUCUUCAGAUCCCGGCGGCGGGAGAGAAGCCUGUCCUGUUUUCCAAUGGCUCCCUGAAGGCCGGGGGAGAAAUGGAGCCGGUCCCCCGCCAGAAGAAAUGGCCUGUGAGCGGCAUAGCGGCCCCUGGAGCUCAGAAUAUCCCAGAAUCUUUCAUUGUCGGGGGGCCGUAUGAGGAGGAAGGGGGGGAAAUGAACCGGACAGAGGAUAAAGAGUUCCGCACGGAGGCCGAGACCCUCAGGAAGAGAGUGACCUGGGACAUGGAGAGACGCUGCUAUCUUGAGCCGUCCACCUUGACCAGCCUCCAGAAGCGCAUAGCCGAAUGCCGCUAUUGGCCGGUCGAAAUAAUGAGGGUCCCUGUCACCAGCACCACCAAAGCAAAGACCACCAAGACAGACAAGGGCGAGGAGGAUCUCCAGAUCUCCUUCCACGGCGUUGCUUACGUAAAUAUGGUUCCCCUGCUCUACCCUGGGGUCACGCGCCUGCGCGGGGCAUUUCGCAUCCAUCCCUAUCAGGAUUCUGAGGUCCUCGAGAAGACCAAGUGCCAGGUCAGUGUUCUACGGGAGGUCGCACGCCAGUCCAGCUUGGGCAGCAGGUUCGGAAACGCCCCAGCCGCUUCUCCUCAUGCCAGACAAGCGCCCAGCCGUACGUCCAAAGAAGAUAAGCCCGGCAGAGACACUGGAAGAAGGAUGUCCGCUGUGUUGAAACCAUCUGACUUACCGCGAGACGGUGACUCCACGCCUCCCGCCAUAACGCAGAGCAUCAUCCAAAACGUGGAAGGACAGCAAUACUCAGAGGCCGGGACGUACAUAGUGCUGGAGCUGUGUCUGGAAAAACCACUGGUGCCCAAACGCUCGGCAGAAGAACUGGAUAUAAAAGUGAAGGAACUUCUUCCUCCGCGACCGCAGUUACCGCGCCGCUCCGCCGGAGCACAGAAGGCGGUUGCGGACUAUCAGAGUCAGGUCUCCAGCAUCACCAACUCCAUCUUGGAGGAGUAUUUCGAGCUCUUUGGGCAGCGGGUGGCCGAGGGUCAGGAGCUGGACAGACAAGCCCUGGAGGAACAGAAGUGCCAGCUCAACUACGAGCUCAACUGCUCAGGGAAAUACUUUGCCUUUAAGGAGCAACUGAAGCACACGGUGGUCAAGAUUGUGCGGGAGAAAUACCUGAAGACCACGGCGUUCGAGGAUCGGGAGAAGCUGCAGGCUUUCCUGGGCGAGCUCUACGUCUUCCUGGUGGAUCAGAUGCACCUCACCCUUAAUAAGACUUUGUUUGAUGACCGCGAAGAGCCUCCUCCUCCUCCCAUGACGGACCCAGAGAAGCUCCGAUGCUUUGCGAGAGAAGCAGAGCUCAACGAGGACUACCAGCUGGCUGAGAUGUACUACCAGGAGAGGCUGGUGCGGGAUCGGCAGUGUCUGGACCACUGGGUGGAUUAUGGGAAAUUUCAAAUGCUGACCGGCAACUACCUUAAAGCCCAGGAAUGCUUCUUUGAGGCUUUGAACCUGAACCGGAGUCACCCGCCCAGCUUGCUCCUCUCUGGGAUAAUAGCGGUGCUCCUUGGUAACUAUGGCAACGCGGAGGUUUUGUUCGAAGAUGCGACGUGUCUCCAUCCGACCAGCGUCUUGGCUUGGACGAUGUUAGGACUGUUCUACGAGCUUCAGGGUAACGACAUCAGGAUGGAAAUGGCUUUCUCUGAAGCUCAUAAGCUGCGUCAGGCCCAAGCGGGUCAGGAGAAGCCGCCAGCCACGUCAGACACCGGAGCUCCACACGGAGAAGCCGCAUCGGUGGGAGAGAUCGGUGACAGAGGAAGAGUCGCCGACGGCCCCGCAGCAGAGCCGAGUACCGGCAGCAUCUUCAUGGAGGCGGCUCUGUUCCUGGCACGGGCCAACGCGACCCAGUUUGUGCAGAGAUCUCUCGCCCACGAGCUGCUGUCUCCAGACGGGGGUCCCAGCUGCCGAUAUCACCUGCUGCGAGCUCAGACUCACCUCCUGAGGAAGGAACUCGACGAGGCCAACAAGAAUCUAGAGGAAGCGUCCAAGAUGGACCACCAGAACCCUGACGUCUGGGCCUUCACGGGACACUUACGGCUUCUGAGCGGCGACAAGAGAGAAGCCCGGAACUGCUAUGAGCGCACACUCAGCCUAGUGUCCGACGCGUCCGAGAUGCAGCCGGUCUACCUGCGCCUGGGGUCGAUCUACCUGGAGGAAGGAGAGAAUGAAAAGGCUAAGAACACGUAUCUGACGGCUUGUAAAAGAUCCCCCACCUGUCUGACGUGGCUGGGAGCCGGGAUCGCUUGCUACAGGUUAGGGAACAUGGAGGAGGCAGAAGAUGCACUUUCGGAAGCCAACGCUCUGAAUAACGCCAAUGCUGAAGUCUGGGGCUACCUGGCCCUCAUCUGCUUGAAGGCUGGGAGACAGGUGGAGGCCGAACAGUGCUACAAAUACACUCGGAAGUUAAAUCUGCAGAACCCGGCUCUGCUCGAUGAAAUUCACCGGAUACAGGAGGAGGUUGGAUUUGGAGACCCGUCCUUCUAACAAACGAGACGGAAGUCCCUGCGCGCCAUCAUGAAAUCAUCUUUGGAGAGAGAAGCCCGGAGAGAGCGGUCGUCGCGGGGGCUCGGAUUAGGGCUGGAUCUACUAAGCUGUGCAGCGCCUUAGCACAUGGCCAGGGCAGAAAACGUCUUAUUGCGUACAAACUGGUUUCAUUAGACUUUCUGAUGGAGGGUUACACGGCGCGGGCAAUGUCUGCACAGGAACAAUAAAUCCUUUUAUUACCCA
Spea bombifrons (plains spadefoot toad) is the source of this 3406-nucleotide messenger RNA. It is a transcript of the gene CFAP70, whose product is annotated as cilia and flagella associated protein 70. The record is from RefSeq and is a predicted model, not a curated record. Gene Ontology annotation, cellular component: motile cilium; extracellular exosome. Gene Ontology annotation, molecular function: protein binding. Gene Ontology annotation, biological process: cilium assembly; cilium movement. The coding region runs from base 41 to 3163 and encodes 1040 amino acids. Lineage: Eukaryota; Metazoa; Chordata; Amphibia; Anura; Pelobatidae. The transcript has 27 exons.